Messenger RNA from Eucalyptus grandis, 423 nucleotides. RefSeq names its product polygalacturonase-1 non-catalytic subunit beta-like. The transcript has a single exon. Lineage: Eukaryota; Viridiplantae; Streptophyta; Magnoliopsida; Myrtales; Myrtaceae. The record is from RefSeq and is a predicted model, not a curated record. Bases 1 to 423 code for a protein of 140 amino acids.
AUGGAGAAGAUCAUGGUAUGCACACUUGGCCUGUGCGAGAAAGCAACGACACAAGGUGAGACCAAGCGAUGUGUUAGUUCUGUUGAGGACAUGAUAGACUUUGCCACCUUGAUAUUUGGCCACAACAUCAAGCUUCAUGCCACGAAGAGCGACGAAGGGUCGAAGCGUGAUAUCUUGAUUGGACGAGUAAAAAGGAUAGGUGGGAGUAAAUUGAGUGCGCCUGUGGCAUGUCACGAUAGUCUAUUUCCUUGCAUGGUUUAUAACUGUCAUGCGGUUCCAACACCCCACGUUCACGAGGUGGGUAUACUGGAUCCCGUGUGCAAGUCCAAGAUCAACAACGGCACCGCAGUCUGUCAUAUGGACACGUCGGCUGGGAAUCCAAAUCACGAGGCAUUUCUUGCGCUCGGGUCGGGCCCUGGUUGA